This is a messenger RNA of Trematosphaeria pertusa, 5027 nucleotides long. Its product is annotated as hypercellular protein-like protein HypA. Bases 94 to 4635 code for a protein of 1513 amino acids. Lineage: Eukaryota; Fungi; Ascomycota; Dothideomycetes; Pleosporales; Trematosphaeriaceae. Gene Ontology annotation, cellular component: trans-Golgi network. The record is from RefSeq and is a predicted model, not a curated record. The transcript is spliced from 3 exons.
AUUCGACACAUCAUGCAUCCACCCGCUCCAGCCUCACGUCUACGGUAGAGCUUAAACGCGCGACCGGCUUGGUCUUCCUGUCCCGAUGUGGCGAUGGCAGUCGACCCUCUCUCCCCGAUUGCGCCUGCGCGCAUUCGGGCACUUCUUCUCCCAACCGGCCGCAUCAAGCGCUCGCGAUUCCUAGCCUUCGUUGAUCUCUUACAGCCGCAUUGCACGGUUCGUCUUGGAGAUGUCAGCCCGGAUCCUCGGCCAGACAGGAAUAUGUUCUCUCCCCUAGCAUUUCCUAGUGGCACCCUCCUAUAUGACCUAUCAACAUCUUUACCACCACCCUCCCAUCUGUCGCUGUCCCCUUUCGAGCAGUUUCGGGAACCGCUCCUGGUCAUCGGCAUAGGAGAUGCCGCCGAGUAUUCAUGGCUUGGUCAGUCACGUGCCGAGGAAGGCUCCCUGACUGAAACGGCCGGAAAAGCUAGCCCAACAGAAGAGAAUGCAGAAGACAUACAGUCGGCUAUAGAGGACUUGCGCGAGCAGUUUCCUCGAGCUUAUCUUCAUAGCUUCAUGAUGUUUGACUCUGCCUCCCAGGUUCGGCAUCCUCGACUGCCUCAAGAGACGCUGCUGGUGCCGCCACAGGCGCAGCUUAAGACAACGACAAUGAAGACAUUCAUGUGUGAUCUUACGUCAACUCUCCUGGCGGAAAUGACCACACUGGCGAAAUCUAUCCAGGCUUUGCCUACAGUCCCUUCGCCCUCAUCCCAAAACGGUACAGGUAACGCGCCAAAUUGGGCUAGCGCAGAUUCGUUGGGACCGCAGUUCUCGCGCCGCAAUUCCCAAGUUCCCACAGCCAGUAGACCGGACUCCCCCGUCUCGAACGCCCAGAAAGAUCUCCACCGUAUGUCCAUGCCGGUGCUACCCUCCGCUUCGGGAGGGCCAUUAGUAUCCGACGAACCUAGGGCAUCGUCACCCACAACACAAGGUGCCCGCACUCCUCCGACUACAUUCGACGAGAUAUCUGGGAUCAAUGCCGCAAAUACUUUGCAUCGAACGAAUAGCACGUCAUCGAAACCUAACGGAUCAGGGAGAGAUCCAAGUGCUGAUCGAGUUUCCAUUCAUGGAUUUGGGUCUGGCGGCGUUGGUGAACGUGCGCGCAACAAAGGUCAGGGGCGCAUAAGCAUCGUCAUCGGAACAUUGUAUCUAUCCGCCGGCCAAUGGAACGAGGCACUAAGGGAGCUCACAGAAGGCGCGACGCGGGCUAGAGCAUUCAGUGAUCACCUAUGGCACGCGAAGGCUUUGGAGAACAUCAUGGUGUGCUUGCUCCUCUUUGCGUGGUCGGGUAUGGACUUCCAGAUCCCGCGUAUAUGCUAUCCAAUAUCGGACAAGUCGUCUGGGACCAAAUCUCCUCAACAUACACCAUCGAACAGUGUCGCCGAUGUCACCGCUCCGACCCCUCCCAAAGCCGCCAGUCACGAGGUCGCUCUUGAGACCCUGAACUCUCUUCUUCCCGACCUGGUAAACAUAAUUUUGAAUGUUUACACCCGUGCAUCGAAUUUCUCUGGCGAGGCACUGCCUCCACUAGCAUUCUCAGAAUGUGUCAUACGGUUUUCCAAGUUGCUGGCUGCUAUGAAUCUUUCUGCUGGCUUCUUAGACGAGGAUGCUUUGCAGCACCUCGUCCAAAAUACUCCGUUUCGACAAAAGCCGAGAUUAUCGGUCCCGAGACUCAGCGUCAAUCCAACCAGGAACGAUAUCGCCACCAUGCUCUUUCGAGCUUUACCCGGAUCGCCGGAUGCCUCUGGCAUGAGCCCUACGGACCGUGUUGUUGUGCUUGCAGGCGUGGCGUCUGUGUUAUCGACCUUAGAAUUGCAGAGAAAGAAAGCCAUCGUAAUGAAAGAGUUUAUUACUUCGCUCAUUCCAGGACUGGUCCAGGCACGCAAAGUGGGCGCGGCAGAAAUGGGAGUUCAUCCGGCUGCAGGUCUCGCGGCUCUGAACAUGGCAAGCGGCAGCACUUCGGGUGCCGGCGCCUUAAACCUCGGAGAAGGGGAGGCUGAAGACGGCAUCGACGAGUUUCUGGUACUCAUUGGUCGUAUUUACGGGAUACCCGACUCAAGAGGGACCUUCCUAGGCUCGCGCUUGUUAGCUUCAACGAAUGGCGAAGACGCUCCUGCGGCUCCCAAUCCAAGCCAGGCUGUAGUCGAAGACAUCCUCCGGAUCGCAUCUCUCAGGUCAUUUGGCAGCCUGAGUCUCAAACUAGAUGUACUACGAAUGUGCAUCAGCUUCUGCGAGGCCUUACCGGAUUUCAACGGCGUGCUUCACUUUACCGCUUUGCUGUUGCGGGUGGCUGGACCUGGUACAGCGCCAAAGCCGAACAGUACCGACGUAUUCGUGUCUCUUCCACGUGAAGAACAGGUCCGAUUGUUUGCGAACAUUUCCCGGACGGUUGCUGCGGCCCACAAGCUCGGUCUCCAACAAGUAGAAACUGAGUAUUGGGAUGAUUUCUUAGUCCGCGGGCUCUUCAUAAUGGAGGAACCGGCUCCCUUACGUCUAACCCAUCAUCGUCCAGCUGAACUGAAGUCGACGUCAACCAAAGACGGGCCCUUCAUCCACAACCCAUGGAACAAGCAGUCCCAAUCUGGUGCAGUGGAAACCAUACUGGUUGCUAAUGAGGAGUAUCGAUUUGUCAUAGCUCUCCAAAAUCCGUAUGACUUCGAACUGGAGGUCGACUCUCUUCGGAUAGCAGCAGAAGGGAUCGAAUUCGUGGCGCAUGAAGAGUUAUUCAUUCUCGGGCCUUACAGGACGCAGAAGUUCCCUAUCACAGGAAUUGCACGUUCGGCGGGGACUCUGAAUAUUAUUGGCUGCUAUAUUAAGGUAACGGGCUGCAAGGAGCGACUAUUCCCUAUCUUCCCGGACCCCUGGAAGCAAGAACGGGAACUCAAGAUGAAAAGAAUCGGAUUAAAAGCAUGCCUUGGAGCACCUAUUUCGCGACCUACCUCAGCUGUUACAGCGGCGACCGACCUGAAAGCGGCUGCACCAAAUCCCGAAACCCUGACGUUUAGUGUGAUACCAGACCAGCCAGUGAUCGUCGUCACAGGCGUGUCCCUACCGCAGGCAGCGCUUAUGGUUCUCGAAGGAGAACGGAAACGAUUCAUGAUUACUGUGAAGAACGCGUCACAGAUCACAGCCGUCGAUUUCAUUCAUAUCUCCUUCCUGGAUUCUGCGACGGCGGCCUUACAGGCUUCUACAUCAAAUCGAGAUCUUUCGGCUGCUGAUCUCCACGAGCUUGAAGUUCAACUCGCACACUUCCCUUCCCUUCGAUGGUGCAGGCAACAGGAAGAAGCUUCCAUUCGGAUACCGCCCGGCGAAGUGGCAAGCUUCGAAAUCGAAGUCAUCGGUCGCACUCGUCUCACAGACGCCGUCAUCCAGAUAGACUACGCCAAUCUCGGAAAGAGGCGAUCAGAAAUAACAGAUCGAUUCUUCACUCGGCAGGUUUCUGUCCCUAUAUCCAUCACAGUUAACGCAAGCGUUCAACUACAAAGACCCGACAUAGUACCCUUGUCAGGGGACCUCACCUGGUCAAAUCAGCAGAACCGCACCAAGGCUGCCCCCAUCUUCGACCCUACAUCCCUUAUAUCCUCCGUUUUACUCGGAAAGGAUGAUACUCACUUCAACACAUUUCUACAGCAUACGCAAAUCCAUGGACAUGGGAACGAGUACUGCAUGCUCCUCCUGGAUCUCCGGAACUCUUGGCCUAACCCUCUCUCAAUCUCACUCCAGAUUCGAACGCUUCCCGUCGACGACGAGAACCCGCAAGUCUCAUGGAGCAAAGCGUACACUGUGAACGAAAUCAUUCAACCAGGCCACAUCAACCGCGUUGUCAUAAUCUUGCCGAAGAUCUACCUCGAAGAUCCCUACGCUCCGGUUCCCUCCCUCAAUCCCGCAAACCAGCGUCAGUUCGUCGUCAGCUCUAGUAAGAUAUCCCCUGAGGCCGAGCGUGCGAGCCGAGAAGCGUUCUGGUACCGCCACGAACUUCUAAAGCUCAUUCGUGGAACGUGGCACGAAGGGGGAAACGGCCGGCACGGUGAUCUCGAGCUUCGCACCAUUCGCUUCUCUCCCCGGAUGGUUGAAGCAAUUAAAUCGGAAGAUCUCAUGAUCGAGAAUGACAUCAUCCUCGACGAACCAGGGCAAGAGGGCCGGGUCAUCGUGCGACAGCUCGGUCGUACCAAAUUCAACGUGCCCGUUGACGAGUUUCUCACACUCAAAACUCGCAUAUACAACCGAAGUCCUAAUCCCAUUUCCCCACUUCUCAGACUCCAGCCGCAUCUCGCUGGUCUCUCACACAACAUCGCGCUCGAUUUGGACAAGCGUUUCUCAUGGAACGGGGUUUUACAACGGGAACUGCCUGUCAUCCACCCAGGUCAAGCUGUGGAGUCCGAGCUUGGAAUAGUUGCGCUCUCCAGCGGCGUCCUCGAAGUAGGCGCAACGGUAGAUGAAAUUGAGCUGCCAAAACCGGAGAUCGAGCAAGGAAACAGGGUCAGGAGCGGCACACAGACUUUGCUGCAAGCCGAGAUUCUGGGAGAGCCUCAAUUGCGCUCAUGGCAUUCGAAAGAGCCGUGCACAAUUGUGGCGAGAAGGAGAGAGGACGGAUGAAGGAGGUGAGACUUUUGAUUUGAGAGAUACCUAAGAAAUUGAAUGGAUUGGUCUGUAUCUAUCUAUCUUCCACGCGACUCACCCUAAGACAAACCCGGCUGUCCUCUAGCCGUCAAACGGAACAACAAGUGAAGGUAAGAAGAAUCGCUAGCUGAUCUCUUACGAUUUGCAGGUACUUGGUUCUCUCCUUAAUCCACCUCUCUACAUAAUUCAAUCUGCGCUCGUAUAUCCGGCAGGACUUUGUGCUAUCAGAAACAGCAAUACCUAGCCAAAAGUUCUUGAGAUACCAAAGGCCAGGCUCGCAGGGAAAAGCGUAAAAUAUUGAAGUACUUCACAGAACAUCUCACCACGUUGCACACACAGUGCCAUUCCUUCUGGGCACAUGGCGAAAC